Molecule: messenger RNA, 1842 nt
Organism: Helobdella robusta
Lineage: Eukaryota; Metazoa; Annelida; Clitellata; Rhynchobdellida; Glossiphoniidae
Exons: 12
Coding region: 1-1842 (613 amino acids)
Cellular component (GO): cytosol; nucleus
Molecular function (GO): RNA 7-methylguanosine cap binding; mRNA binding
Source: RefSeq, a predicted model, not a curated record
AUGAAUUUUACUAAGUUGAACGUAAUAGUUGCUAACUCGCCGCACGGUAGCACUAAUAGUAGUGAGAGCAGUAACAGCAUAAAUCACGAUGAACGCGAUGAUGACGACGAUGAUAGCUGCUCGGACCCUACUAACAACAACGACAGUGAUGAUAGCAACAACACUGAUAAUGAGGAGGAAGAAAACGUUGAGGAGGGCGAAGUUAAUGAUUCCCAGAAUGAAACUGUCGAUGACACCCCACGGAGAAGAAAUAAAGAAGUUAGAAAUAGUGAUGAGUUGCCUGCUUCUCCUAGUACAGUUGGGGAAGAAUUAGUGUUGAAUGUUAAAGCUGAUGUCAAGUCCUCAUUAGGAUUAUCUACAAAACAGAAUGCAUCGGCAAAGUUAUACCACAACAAGGAAGGAGAGUUUUUCACUGGGUUUGAUCCAACAUCUGCAGAAUUCAAAGCCAAAACAGAGGAAAGGAUAAGAAGAUUCGGACAGAUUGCUCCCGCUUGUAACAUUCUCACGGAACAAUCACUGAAAGAACUCUUUGAAAGCCUGGGUGUGCCAGGGCCAGCUACAAAAACCACAACAACUGAUGACAGCAACAAUAUGGUGGGUGGAAUCAGCAACAGCAGCUGCAACAAAGAAGAUGUCAUCAUCAAUAACAUCAACAAUAAUGACAUUAGGUAUAACUGCAUUCACUUGAAGGGCACUAAUGAUAUGAGUACGAAGGACGUGUUCGAUUUCUUCAAACUCUUUCCUCCGUCUGCUAUCGAAUGGAUUGACGACGAAUCAUGCAAUGUAGUUUGGCUGGAGGAAAUUACAGCCUGCAGAGCCAUGCUGCAGAUGAGUAAGGUCAUAAAUAAGGUCAAAAUUCAUCAUGAUGAUGGAAGCGUCUGUGAUGGUGGCAGUGCUGGCAUACCUCUUGCAAAGUCCAAAGAUAGAAAAAAUUAUGAUAGGAUGAGUGAUAAUGAUGAUGACGAUGAAGAUGAUGAGGAGGAAGAGAAUGGUGGUAGUAAAGGCAAGAAUGAUGAGGAAGAUAUGGAGGUCGACGAUGAUGAUGACGAAACCAAUAAUAAUAAUAAUAAUAAUAAUAACAACAAUAAUAACAAUAAUUCUAGUGAGCAAGCCAACAACGGCAACAACAACAGUCAAACAGACAACAAACUUGACAGUAAUACUUCCAACACCAACGCGGAAAACGAGGACAAUAACAACAUUAAUGAUAAUAAUAAUAAUAAUAAUAAUAAUGGUAAUAAUAAUAUUAAUGAUAGUUAUUAUGACGGGGAUGUUAGCAUUCCAGAUGAUGGUUGGAAGUACAGGCUUGGUGUGACGUACAAGAGGCAUGAUAAACUCUUAUUUAGAUUUGCUACGAAAGAUGACAAAAAGGAAGUUGGAGCCUCGAGCAGGAGCAAGUAUUACCAAAAGUAUGGGAAUCCUAACUUUGGAGGCCUCAAAGGGAUUAUAUCAUCCAGCCGGAAAAGAAAAAUUCUCUCAAUGAAGAGAGUCAGAGAGAUGAGGGAGGCGAGGAGAGAGAUGGAGGAUUUGGAGUGGGCCACAAAAGGGGUACCGGAAGUGACCAAAUUUGAUGAACACAUCAGCGGGGCUAGGAAGGGCCGCGUUUGGGAAAGAAUUAAAUUGAGGCAAAAACAUUAUAACGCUGCUGCUGAUGAUGAUGGACCAGACGUCAUCGUCAGCCAUUCUCGAGUCAGCCAUUCUAGAGAAAGGAAGGGUAGAGAUGAUGAUGAAGAUGAAGCUGUUAUGAUGAGUGAAAGAUCGAAAAUUCCAAGGAUGAAGAUGUACGCUGAUGAUUACAAAAAAGGCGAUAGAAACGAUGACGCAGAUUGGGCAUUAGAGUGA